Molecule: messenger RNA, 3385 nt
Organism: Bufo gargarizans (Asiatic toad)
Lineage: Eukaryota; Metazoa; Chordata; Amphibia; Anura; Bufonidae
Gene: RBM47
Product: RNA binding motif protein 47
Exons: 6
Coding region: 765-2516 (583 amino acids)
Cellular component (GO): nucleus
Molecular function (GO): mRNA binding
Source: RefSeq, a predicted model, not a curated record
ACCAGCAAGAGACAGGCUUUUCACAGAGUGAAACUGAUAAGACUGCUCCAGCCAAGCUCCAGCGCUUGACUCCGAAUACAACUUUAUCCGCUUUUCCUUAAGUAAAGCAGAGUGGGCAUUCGGCAUGCCUCAGGAGGGAUCACAUACCUCUAAUGAUUUCCGUCUAGUCAGGCUUUUUUUGUAUUAAAAUGUCCUUCUGAGACCCUUUUUAAAUUAUUGGAAUGUGCAGCAUUUGGGCAGCGAGGAUUUGAGAUUAGUGGCAACCUGCUAAUUGAGAUUUUUUUUUUUGCUGUGCAUUUUUUUUUUUUCCAGCUCUCAGAGGGAAAAGAAAAAAAGUAAGAGAAGGUGAAGACUGAGCGUUCAGGCUAGAGGGUUUGGUUGCUAUCAACAACAGGAGGUGCUCCGAGAUCCUGCUCAGGAAAGCAGGAGAUGCAGUAGUUUUUGGAGUCACACAGAGACGUCUCCAGAGCGCAGGUUUACUGCACAGGACAGGGGAGCCACUUGGCCUCUGCAGAAGCCCAUAAAACCAGGUAUCACAGAUGAACAGGCAGUGUAAAGGUCUGUCAGGUAGAGCGGUGUGGUAACAGCACCUCCUCAACCGGUAUUAAGUAAACACUGGAGUCCUCUGAUGCCCUUGAGCUGUUUGAGCACUGAAACUCAGUAGACUUGAGAAAAUCAUUCCGAAAGCACACAACCCCACUGCAGCCCUCUCCCGUCCUCCGCCAGCUAACAGGUUUCAGCAAGUACUGCAUGACUUUGGCAUAAUGACAGCAGAGGAUUCCAUUGCCAUAAUGAGUAACGAUUCUACUAUGUCAACAUCAAAGAUCACAGAAGGAGUUGUGGGUGCACCAAACGAAGCUGCUCUCAUUGCCCUCAUGGAACGUACAGGUUAUGCAAUGGUCCAAGAGAAUGGGCAGAGGAAAUAUGGAGGUCCACCACCAGGUUGGGAAGGGCUCCAUCCACCACGCGGUUGUGAAGUGUUUGUGGGAAAAAUACCGCGUGAUGUGUAUGAGGAUGAGCUUGUUCCAGUCUUCGAAAGUGUAGGUAGGAUCUAUGAAAUGCGCCUAAUGAUGGACUUUGAUGGGAAGAACAGAGGCUAUGCCUUUGUCAUGUAUACUCAGAAGCACGAGGCCAAGAGGGCAGUCAGAGAACUGAACAACUAUGAAAUAAGACCGGGAAGGCUCUUAGGUGUUUGCUGCAGCGUAGAUAACUGUCGACUUUUUAUUGGGGGCAUUCCCAAGAUGAAGAAGAGAGAGGAGAUCUUGGAAGAAAUCUCUAAAGUCACAGAAGGGGUUUUAGAUGUCAUUGUCUAUGCUAGUGCUGCUGAUAAGAUGAAAAAUCGAGGCUUUGCAUUUGUUGAAUACGAAAGCCACAGGGCUGCUGCCAUGGCCAGACGAAAACUGAUGCCCGGAAGAAUCCAGCUUUGGGGCCACCAGAUUGCUGUCGACUGGGCAGAACCAGAGAUUGAUGUUGAUGAAGAUGUGAUGGAGACUGUAAAAAUUCUUUAUGUGAGGAACCUGAUGAUUGAAACUUCUGAGGAUACAAUUAAAAAGAUUUUUGGCCAGUACAAUCUAGGGUGUGUAGAGCGCGUUAAGAAAAUUCGUGAUUAUGCCUUUGUGCAUUUUACUAGUCGAGAUGAUGCAGUCCAGGCAAUGAGAAACCUCAAUGGGACAGAACUAGAAGGAUCUUGUAUAGAGGUUACUUUGGCCAAACCUGUUGAUAAAGAACAGUACACACGUUACCAGAAAGCUGCUAAAGGAGGAGCUCCGGCCACGACCACCCCCACCGAGGUCACUCAGCCUAAUUAUGUUUACUCAUGUGACCCCUACACACUUGCCUAUUAUGGAUACCCAUAUAAUGCAUUGAUUGGUCCAAACAGAGAUUACUUCGUGAAAGCAGGCAGCAUAAGAGGCAGAGAGCGAGGUGCAGCUGGCAACAGAGCCCCUGGUCCCAGGGGGACGUACCUGGGGGGAUAUUCGGCUGGCCGUGGCAUUUAUAGCAGAUAUCAUGAAGGGAAGGGUAAACAGCAAGAAAAAACCUUUGAACUUAUACCCAACCUGGAGUUACCAGCGGUCAAUCCAGUUGCUCUUAAACCCGGUGCAGUGGCCAUUCCCGGCAUCGGCACCCAGUACUCCGUAUUUCAGGCUGCAACUGCUGCCAAGCUGAUUGAAGAUGGCAAAAUCCAUGGGAUGGAGCACAUGAUCAAUCCAAUCACUGUGCAGGCCGAUCAUGCUGCCGCUGCGGUUCUGCCAUCAGUGUCCACUCCUCCACCAUUUCAGGGGCGUCCAAUAACUCCGGUGUAUACCAUGGCUCCAAAUGUGCAAAGGAUCCCUGCCGCAGGCAUUUAUGGUGCAAGCUAUCUCCCCAUCGCAGCCCCUACCACAGCCACAUUAGCCACACUACAGAAGAAUGCUGCUGCCGCGGCAGCAAUCUAUGGGGGAUAUGCUGGAUAUAUACCUCAAGCUUUUCCUGCAACCUUCCAGGUUCCAUUACAUGACAUCUACCAAACCUACUAAAACUGUCAUCUCAAGGAAGGGGGCAGGGGACUGAAGGAACUCUAAAAUAUUUAUGAAGAAAAAAAAAAACUUAAAAAUAUAUCCUUAGAAGAAUAUUUUAUAUAUGUGAAUUUUUUUUGUCAUUUUGUUUUCUGCAAAAGUCAGUUUUUAAGAUACAUUUGUUCAUACAUUUCUCUUUGCAUUUUUAUGCUUUAGCCAUAUAGUUUUAUAUUAUGUGGUUUCGGUUGCUUAGGUUUUUAACAGUAUAUGCAUAGACAAUAUAUCUGGUAUGAAGGUUUGUUUUUUAUCUAUAUAUAUAUAUAUAUAUAAUUAUAGUACAUUGUGCACUAGAGAUAUAAAUAUAUAAAUAUAUCAGUAUCAUGUAGUACAUUAACUAAUGUUGGCAGUGUAUGUCUGUAAAAGUACAUGAGCAGCUAUAGCGUACAGAGUGAAUAUUCCAUAUUUAAGAAAUAUAUAUUGAGAGAAAGAAUAUAUAGAUUUUUGGAAGGUACUUAAUUUAUAAAGUUAUACUGGAGGAUCUUGGGAACUACUAGGAAACGAUGGUGUCUGCCAUGAUUCGUAAACUAUUCAUCUCAUGUAAUAUUUUAAAUGUUUGUGCCAAUGGAUCUGAGGCCACCAGGAUUUUAAGGACUCCAGUAACAGGUUGUAUAUGUUAGCAUAUAGGGUAGAACAUUCGGGCAUUAGGGUAUUGCCCAGGGCUUUUGGCCAGGGGGAACUCACAGGUCUUUAGUCAGUUGCGAAAUUCCUUAAAUGAGUUCUCCGGGAAUUAAGAAAAUGAAAAUACUUAAAUAUUACUUUAUUAUAAAUAUAUUCUCAAAUACCUUUCAUUAUUUAUAAUGGCUCCUUUUGUCUGGGGAGCAAUCAUCAGG